AAACAGCAUUGGGGAAUGAAAUUCAUAACCCAUUCAUACCACAAACUUUUAGGAGGUAACUGUUUUAGUAUUGGUGUAUAAUUACUAGCAAAGUAGGAAGGAGGGGAGAUAGAUAACACUUUUGAUUUUCUUAUUUAUUUAUGAUUCUGACACAUUGAAAAUAGGAGAGGGGGUAAUGUAAUGUACUAAUGUAAAAGAAAUGGCAAAGCUAUAUUUUUGGAAGAGGAGGGUAAUUGACCCAUCAAGGGGAAACAAAAAAGAAAAAGCAAAAGAAAACAAAAACCCUUGCAAUGUAGAGAGAAAGAAAGAAAGAAGAGAGCACUUGCUAAUUGCUAUUACCACUGUGUGUCUAUAGUAUUGUUAUUGUUAUUGUAAGCUCCUCUCACUCACUCCCCAACACUACAACACACAAAAACUCAAUUAUUUGUGACCAUUUUUCUUCUUCUUCUUCUUCUUUCUUGGCUUUCAACAUGCCACGCCCAGGGCCAAGGCCUUAUGAGUGUGUGAGGAGAGCAUGGCACAGUGAGAGGCACCAACCUGUUAGAGGUUCCAUCAUUCAGCAGAUUUUCAGGGUCGUCAACGAAGCUCACACCCCUGCUACCAAGAAGAACAAGGAAUGGCAAGAGAAGCUACCCGUCGUUGUUCUCAAGGCCGAAGAAAUCAUGUACUCCAAAGCCAAUUCCGAGGCAGAGUACCUGAAUCCUGAUACCCUCUGGGAACGCCUCAAUGACGCCAUUAACACCAUCAUAAGGAGAGAUGAGACCACAGAGACCGGUGACCUCUUGCCCCCAUGUGUUGAAGCUGCACUUAAUCUGGGAUGCAAACCUGUGAGGACUUCAAGAAGUGAUAGGCACAAUAACCCCAGGACAUACCUUUCUCCAAGAACUCAACACCCUCCUCCUCCUCCUCCUCAUCCUCCUUCUGGUCCUCCUAGGCCUGUUGGGGAGAAUCCUUAUGCAAGGGUAUCAAGUUCUGCCGUUUCACAAAUUCCUCUGUCAGAUUCUAGAAUCCAUGCCCAGCAAAAUACUAGGAUGAUGGGUUCACCUAACUACCCCUUCUCAGAGAGUUUCCCUUCUGGUCAUCACCAGCAUUUGGCAAUGGAAACCAAACCCCAAUCGAACUUUGGUUCAGUUUACCCCUUGUACUACGGAUAUGAAGCCAAAGAGCCUCAACUAAGGACAACCACCGUCGAUAACUCGGGUCCUGAAACUAUUUUUGUUGGCAGACCAGUCAUUACUCCGGUCCCCGAGCCAUCUGGAAUUGGUUUGUUGGAAAACUUUCCCUAUGGUAGAUACCACCAUUUGCCAAACAGAGCUGGAAAAGAAACUGUUGUAGGCAUGCCGGAGGGAUUGCGAGACACGGAAUGUGAUUUAUCCUUGAGGUUGGGUCGGUGUUUUCAUCCAUGUUCAAGCAGCAAGAAUUGUUCAGCAUAUGAAACAGAAGAUGCUGGUUUAGGAGCCCCUCAAGGGGGCACCAAGUUUAGUCAUCUAUCAUUGCAGAGAAAUAAAGAGUUCUGUUUUUAUCCUAGAGAGACAUCUUAUGGUACCAUUGGCCCCAGUUCUACCAGAUGUAAUGGAGAGCGUGAAUAUCAGAACUUAGAGGCAACUUUACGGAAGCGAAAAGCACCUAUAGGUAACAACGAAGAGGAUGGGCAAUUUUGCCGGCAUCUAGGAGUCCCAUCGAAUCAGUUUACCGGUAGAAUGCAAGGACCAGAGACUCUUUGGAUGUGUAGCUCUGCUUGUGAAAAGUUUUAGAAACUGGCUUGAGUUGCUAAUUGCAUUGCUGCAAAUGUGAACUGUAUAUAGAAUCUUAAGCUUGCUUUGUUUAAUUUCUGCUUGCCUUGGAUUGGCUACCAAAGAUCAAAAGUAAAGAGAAUGUCAUGUGAGCUUUUGAAAUGGAGUGCUUUAAGGAAGUGGUCUAAUUCAAA
Messenger RNA from Arachis duranensis, 1927 nucleotides. RefSeq lists its product as uncharacterized. Gene Ontology annotation, biological process: regulation of DNA-templated transcription. Gene Ontology annotation, molecular function: transcription coregulator activity. Bases 471 to 1754 code for a protein of 427 amino acids. The record is from RefSeq and is a predicted model, not a curated record. NCBI's taxonomy places the organism in Eukaryota, Viridiplantae, Streptophyta, Magnoliopsida, Fabales, Fabaceae. The transcript is spliced from 5 exons.